This is a messenger RNA of Uloborus diversus, 2307 nucleotides long. It is a transcript of the gene Mip, whose product is annotated as prothoracicostatic peptide-like. The transcript is spliced from 3 exons. Lineage: Eukaryota; Metazoa; Arthropoda; Arachnida; Araneae; Uloboridae. The coding region runs from base 136 to 798 and encodes 220 amino acids. The record is from RefSeq and is a predicted model, not a curated record.
CGGGAAUCGAACUCUUCCAACUCUUCAACGCCUCAACCGCAUUAUUUUCAACUUCGGAAAGCCCCCUCUUCCAUCUGAUCAAGCUGAAGAUAUUCACUCAACAUCUGAAUAAGACCUUUUAAUUAGGGUACAAAGAUGCAGGACUUAUCCUUAGCAGCCAUCUUAUUACUAUCAAUGGUAUAUAUUACAUCAUGUAACCCACGAAUUUCUGAAAACCCUGAAAAGACAGAAGGAAACCUUUCUAAUGCUGAUACGGAACCUGUUAUUCCAGACCAAAUGGAUUCUACUGAACUCCGACUAAGUGAUGACCCACCAGCACUACCGAAAUAUGGUUUCUUACCAGGCAAGCGAGGAUGGAACAACUUGUCCAACAUGUGGGGCAAGCGGGGAUGGAACAACCUGUCCAAUAUGUGGGGAAAGCGAGAAAAUAGCGAUCUUCCUCCUUACUGGGAUAAACGAGGAUGGAACAACCUUUCAAAUGUCUGGGGGAAAAGAGACUGGAAUAAAUUAUCUAAUGUCUGGGGAAAACGAGAUUGGAAUAAAUUGUCUAAUGUCUGGGGGAAAAGAGACUGGAACAAGCUCUCAAAUAUGUGGGGAAAACGAGGAUGGAACAACUUGUCGAAUGUCUGGGGGAAGAGAAGCGACAAUCGAGAUGAUGGCAAAAGAACAACCCAAUGGAACAACCUGAAGAGCGUGUGGGGGAAGCGAGAUGCAGAAUGGGAAGCACCAACAAUGUGGGAAAGUCUCCCAUCAACAGAUGAUUCCUAUCCAGCAGUUUAUGUCCCAGACCAGAUGUAAAGUACCACACCUGGAAUAAGAUUGUCGUCCCUUUGUUUAAUACAUAAAAAUUAUACAUGGCGUGAAUCACUAAAUUAGGUUUUCCAUUUGUCUUCUGAGGACAUUUGUUUUCCAGUGUUUUAAUGAUACUCAUAACUUAUUUAUUGAUGUAAUUAUGCAUUAGAAUUCUCAAAGUUUUGUUAUUACUGCAGAGUGGUUUUACGUACUGUUUAACGUAGUAGCUAUGCUGCAUUUCAUUUGAAUAGCAAUAAUCUAUACGUAUUUUUAUCUCUUGUGUUCUAAUACACUUCAUUUAUUCAUAAAUAACAGACAUGAUCAUCAUAUUUAUGUUAGAUUAAUCCAAGAAAUGGAACGAUUCUGUUCGAAAUCACUUUUUUAAAGUUACAUUCAACUAAUUUUAUCAUUUAAAAAAAAAAACUUGCUUUGGUUUUCAAUAUUUUUUUCUUUUUUACUUUCGUUUUAAUUUGAAAAACUAUACAUUUUCCCAUUUAAUACACGACUUCAAACGUUUAUUUUUCCAUAUCUUAAGAAUUACAAUGAUACUACAUUUUAGAAGUUUAUCUGAUUUAGAAAAAAAUUGAAAGGAUAUAAAUAGGUAUCGAUGAGAAAUAAAACUUAAGGAAAUGAGAUUAUAUUACGUUGUAGUGUCUUUCACGCAGGAAAGAAAUUUAGUACUUCUUUGCCAACGAUGUAAAUAUUUUCAGUGGUAAAAAUGUGAAAAGAUUCUUGGAAUCCAUUUGCUUGUUAAAAUACAAAUCACCAAAUUUGAUUUUUAAAAAAAGGGGGUUGUUGUAAAAUAUAGUUGUUUAAACUAUUGCUAAUUAUUCCCAAUUAUAAAAAGCAAUUGACAUAUUUCAAUAAAAUUGGAAGGACUUCAAUUCGAUUCUUGAUUUCCGUCUCUUCAUAACUCACAGUACAAAUUACUUUUAUAAAAUUUCUCACACAAUUAUUUUCAGAUACCCACUUUAAUACUUCAAUUUCAUGUAUUUAAUGAGUCAUUUAAGCGAUUUUUGAAUUUAAUUCGAAACUGAUAAGCUUUAUUGUGUGGAUGAAGCCGAUGAUGGACUUAAUUUAAUUUUUACGUAAUGUUUUCAAAAAGGAAAAAUAAAUUUAUGUUUUUAAUAUUUUUACUGGCGUACAAAUUAUUAAAAUCAAAACCUCGGUGCAGUUUUUUUACGAGACCAUUUUCUAAAGUUUUAUUGUAAAAACUAAAAACAUAUUCGAAUUUUAUAAAACUUGUGUUCUUUUUAAAACUUGUUAUUUUAAAAUCAUGAUGCCAAACAAAUUUGUGAAAUUAAAUUGUAGUUCAAUAUUAUAUAGAUGUUUUUCUUUUACGGAAAUUUUUAUUUUAGAGCGUUUUAUUAAUGUUGACAUUUGUAUGUGUAAUUUAUUUUCAGUUGUUUUUAAUGUGUUUAUUGAAAAGUGUAUAAGAGUAAAAAAUAAAAUUAUUUAAAUGUGAUGCACCAAUGAAUAUUGCGUGUUAUUUUGAAAUAAAAUAUUUCAACAACA